AUGGUGGACACGGCAAAGAUGGCAGAUUACUACGGCAGCAACAAACAACCCAAGUCGUUGCAACCGUCGUACGGGUACCACUCGGCCGCAACCGAUCCGCUGAGCGAGACAGAGAUGGGGGAGGGGGACAGCGAUCUAGAGGAUCUGGAGGUUUCUGGGGGCGGAUAUUCUCCUCCGGCGUGGAGACGGCUGGGAGACGGAGGUCGCAGCAGCGGUUUCUGGCAGCCCCAGACGGUGAUCAGGAGUGACGGCCAGCGGGAUGGGUUUAACAGGCAGUAUGAUUUGCUGGGGAGGUCGAUGAGGGAGGAUAGUCCCGAUAGUGUGAUGGAUGGGCUGGCGGGGUAUGGAGGGGGUUAUGGGCAAAGGGGGGAGGAUGCACACUGGUUGAAUGAUGAGAUCUUGCAGGAGGCGAUCAGGACGAGGUUGCCGGAGAGUGUGUCCCCGGAAAAGGAGAGGAGUCCAGAGUUGGAGGACAACUACUGGAAGAAUCACCAAAUAUACGGAAACAACCAGCAGCAGGAGCAAAAGAAGCUGGGGAGCAUCGACGAGACCAUCAAGAUUAAACAGGAGGACUGGGAGGAGGAGGAGCAGCGGCAAGGAAGAGGGGUGGCUUUGAGUGCGAUUCCAGAAUUUUCGCCAGUUCGGGAUGGACCCGUGACGACGCCAAAACCAGAAGAAGAAAUUGCUGAUAACUACAUUCGCUUCGCCGUCCGCGCCGAAGUCCAACACCGCACCGAACCCAUCGAUGCCACCAUCAACUUUUUCCGGCGUGUCUCCCAAUCCGUCACACGGUCCAAAACCUCCCUCUUCGCCUCCCUCCUCAUUGCCCUCCUCUCUUUCAUCGUGACGCGUCACCUCACCCACCCCCUCACCCCUCCUCCAGUCCCCGACCUCGUCAAAGUCGCCUCCGUCGCCCGCUCCCUCGAGCCAUUGAUUUACUACUCCGAAAACGGCGCAGCCCAAGUGACAUCCCUCCAAGCCACCUCGGUCGCAGUCUGGGACCUGUCCGAAUCCAUCAGAACAAGCAACCUCACCUCGGCCCCCCUAAUCGUCUCCACCCUCGACGACCUGGCCGACUCCCUCCAGAUUUUGUCGUUGGAGCUGACCAAAUUCUUCGCCAACGUCGACGGAGACAUUGACGGGAUUCUGAUCACCAUGUCCUGGGCCCGUCGCGAACUCUCCACCCUCUCCUCCUCCCCUCCCCCGUCUCCCCUCAUCAACAACAUCUUAUCCCUCCCUUUCAUCCCCUCCAUCUUCGGCCCGACCCACCCCCAGCGGACACAGCGAACCCUCCAACGCACAUUCAACGAACUGCUCAACGUGCUCGAAGAGGCGGUAGAAUCCGAACUCUCCCACUCCUUAUCCCUGUUUCGACUCUUCUCUUCAAUAGACUCCCAGUUCCUAACCCUGACCCGAACCGUAACGCGCGAGUCAUCAAAUCAGGAGUCCCUCCACAACGACCUCCUCUCUUCCCUCUGGGUCCGUCUCCUAGGCGCUAAAAAGGGGGAACUAGCAAAGUUUGAGAAGAAUCGAGAACUGCUGAAGGAUGUGAGGGAGAAGACGGUGAGGAAUAAGGGUGUGCUGGUGGAGCAUAACCAGAAGUUGUUGGCUCUCAAGGCUAGUCUGGAGGCGCUGAGGAGGAAGCUUGUCAGUCCGCUGGUGAGGAGUAUCAACUCUAGCACCCUGACGCUGGAGGAGCAAGUGAGGGGGUUGGAGGAGGCGGGGGGGUAUCUUGAGGGGGUGAGGAGCCGGCAGAAGGGGAGGGUGAUGGAGAUGCUUUAUGGGGGUGGGUCAGGGGCUUGGGGCCAUAAGACGAUUGUUGAGAUUGGGGAUGUGUAA
Molecule: messenger RNA, 1839 nt
Organism: Podospora anserina S mat+
Lineage: Eukaryota; Fungi; Ascomycota; Sordariomycetes; Sordariales; Podosporaceae
Exons: 2
Coding region: 1-1839 (612 amino acids)
Source: RefSeq, a predicted model, not a curated record